Molecule: messenger RNA, 1174 nt
Organism: Ochotona princeps (American pika)
Lineage: Eukaryota; Metazoa; Chordata; Mammalia; Lagomorpha; Ochotonidae
Gene: EGFL8
Product: EGF like domain multiple 8
Exons: 6
Coding region: 1-1047 (348 amino acids)
Biological process (GO): anatomical structure development
Cellular component (GO): extracellular region; cell surface
Molecular function (GO): calcium ion binding; signaling receptor binding
Source: RefSeq, a predicted model, not a curated record
AUGGGGGUGCGGUGGGGUCUGCGGGAGCCUCUCUUGGAGUGGACUCCACAGGAGGUCAAAGGAGACAUGAGAGGCUGUCUCCUCCGGGGAUGCGGAGCUGGGCAUCAAUGCUCCCAGAAGGCAAGUGGGGGACUGCUGGGUCCUCCAGCCCUCACCCACUCAAUGUUCCUCUGGCAUGGCUGCAGCCAGGGGGUCUGCUCUAAGCAGACACUGCUAGUCCCCCUCCGCUACAACGAAUCCUACAGCCAACCAGUGUACAAGCCCUACCUGACCCUGUGCUCCGGGAGGCAGGUCUGCAGCACCUACAGGACCACCUACCGCGUGGCAUGGCGGGAGGUGAGGCGCGAGGUGCUCCAAACUCACACCACAUGCUGCCAGGGCUGGAAGAAGCGGCACCCCGGGGCGCUCACCUGUGAAGGUGAGGCAGUGUCUCCCAGGGCCCUGGGGGCGGUGCGGGGGAGGUGCAGGAAGUUUGAGCCCCAUCUCCACCACCCCGCAGCCAUCUGCGCCAAGCCCUGCCUGAACGGAGGCCGCUGCAUCCGGCCGGACCAGUGCGAGUGCGCCCCCGGCUGGGGGGGGAAGCACUGUCACGUGGACGUGGACGAGUGUAGGGCUGGCGUCUCCCUCUGCUCGCACCGCUGUCACAACACGGAGGGCAGCUUCACCUGCAGCUGCCCUCGCGGUCUGCUGCUGGGCCCCGACGGGCGCACUUGCACCGAGGGGCCCCCGGAAGCCCCAACCAGCGCCAGUAUCCUCAGCGUGGCCGUUCGGGAGGCCGAACCCGAAGGGCGCGCCCUGAAGCGUGAAAUUCGCGAGCUGCGAGGGCGCCUGGAGCGGUUGGAGCAGUGGGCCAGUCAGGCUGGGGCUUGGGUGCGGGCGGUGCUGCCCAUGCCGCCUGAGGAGCUGCAGCCAGAACAGGUGGCCGAGCUGUGGGGCCGAGGCGACAGAAUCGACUCUCUCAGCGACCAGGUGCUGCUGCUGGAGGAGAGGCUGGGCACCUGCUCCUGUGAAGACAACAGCCUGGGCGGGAGCCUCAGUCAGCGUUAAAGAGCCCCUGCAGCAACCCUGCCCCCUAAUUUAUACGGAAACUGAACCCCACUAAUCCCCUCGGAUUGGGCACCUAGCAGCUGCAGAUGCAGCCUUGGGACCGGCAGAGUGGAAGAAGGCAUGCAGA